AUGACAAAACUAUCACAGCUGCUGGAGAGUCAUUCCAGAGCUAGUGCUUGUCUCGUGAGCCUUUGGCUCAUUCUCGUUCUCGUGAUGUUUACCCAAAUCGAAGCACAGAAUGGUGCAAAAGCAUUUUUCGAGACUUGGAAACAACACAAGAGAGGUGGAACAAUUCCGAGCAUGUUGUCGGGUCAAAAGUCUGAAGGAUUGAAAUUUAAGGAUGGCAAAAGUAGUGGUGAUGAUCGAGUGAAAUUUACUGAAGAAGACAAUCCUUUUAAAUAUAGUGGAUUUAUUGAAGUAAAUUCUACAUAUGGUGGACAAAUGUAUUAUGUUUUUAUGGAAGCACAAAAUGGAAAUCCAAAUGCCCCUGUGAUUGCUUGGUUCCAAGGAGGCCCUGGCUCAGCAAUAUUUGUGGAGAAUGGACCAUAUCUAGUGGAUCCAACCACUUUGGAAUUGGUCAAGAAUAAGUACACUUGGAAUGCAGAUCAUCACAUGAUUUGGAUUGAUAACCCAUUGGGAAGUGGAUUCUCUCAUGUCAGGUCUCCAGGUUAUGUUCAUUCAGAAGACCGAGUUGCCAGCGAGCUCCAUAUCUUUUUGGUAAAAUUUUUCCAAUUGGAUUUUGCUGCCAAAUACAAGUCAAAUCCAUUAUUUUUGUUUGGUGAAUCUUAUGCUGGAAAGUAUAUUCCCUCAAUUGCAUACAAUAUUAUGAAUUCAGGUUUUCCAGUUAAUCUUGUGGGUAUUGGAAUUGGUGACGGUCUUACACACCCUAUCGAUCAAUUUUCUACCUACGAUAGUUUCUCAUACAGUGUCGGAUUGAUUGACCAAAAGCAACAGCAAAUCGUUCAACAAUUUCAAAAUCAAAUGAUCAAAUUGAUUCAAGCUGGUCGAUAUUCUGAGGCCAUGGAUGUCAACAACAACAUGACUAACUACGUCAUUGGCCAAUGUAGUGGUGGAGUCAAUGUUUAUGACAUUCGAACCUAUGGAGAUUAUGAUAUUACUGCUUAUAUCAAAUAUGUGGAACAACCCUAUGUGAAACAAUUAAUGCACACGGUUGGUGUGAAAUAUUAUGACUCUAAUCCAAUAGUUUGGAAUAAUUUAUAUGCUGACAUUGCAAAGUCUGUUCGUUACAAAGUGGAGGCCUUACUCGAUUGUCCAACCAGAAAAAUUCGUGUCUUGCUUUACAACGGUCAAUACGAUUGGUUAGUGAAUUACAUGGGUGCAGCAAAAUGGAUUGAUGGAAUGAAGUGGCAUGGUAGCAAAGGAUAUUUGAAUGAUGAAGGUCUAGGAAGAAAACCAUGGACGAUCGAUCAGCAAGUCGUUGGAUAUGUUCAUCAAUACGACAAUUUGAUUCAAAUUGUUGUCAAUGGUGCAGGACAUCUCUCACCCAUGAAUCAACCUCGAAAUGUCUUGGAAAUGAUUCGAACCUUCACAAGCAAUCGUGAUUUUUAA
Messenger RNA from Naegleria fowleri, 1440 nucleotides. RefSeq lists its product as uncharacterized. The record is from RefSeq and is a predicted model, not a curated record. Gene Ontology annotation, molecular function: serine-type carboxypeptidase activity. The coding region runs from base 1 to 1440 and encodes 479 amino acids. Gene Ontology annotation, biological process: proteolysis. The transcript has 5 exons. NCBI's taxonomy places the organism in Eukaryota, Heterolobosea, Eutetramitea, Acrasida, Naegleriidae.